Molecule: messenger RNA, 1572 nt
Organism: Bathycoccus prasinos
Lineage: Eukaryota; Viridiplantae; Chlorophyta; Mamiellophyceae; Mamiellales; Bathycoccaceae
Exons: 1
Coding region: 1-1572 (523 amino acids)
Molecular function (GO): acyltransferase activity, transferring groups other than amino-acyl groups
Source: RefSeq, a predicted model, not a curated record
AUGCGGCGGCGGCGGCGUUAUAGAAUCGAAAUCCUUGCACAUCGAGAAGAUCGAAUCUUUGCUCCGCAACGCGAUGAUGAUCUGCAACCGCCCGUCGAUAUCCCGUUCGCGCCGAUCGAUAAAUAUCCCGCGAUAUCGAAUUUACAAACGUGUUGGUCAUUUUUUUUCACCUCUUCUUCUUCUUCUUCUUCGAGAUCUUUGCCUUCGAGUUGCCUGCUGAAGCAGGCACUGAGCGAGACCUUGAGGUAUUUCCCGCUGUCCAUGAAAGUGGUGGAUUGGCCUGCAAUGCCAAGCCUUUCAGGUAGAGAACAAUGCGGCGUGUAUUGGAAAGAGGUGGACGUGUUAUACCAUCAGGAGGAAAAGGAGGAAAAGGAGGAGGAGGAGGAGAAAAAGAGAAUAAUGGAAAGAGUUGAAAGAAAGACGAAACCUUUGAAAAUUCCUCGAAGAACGUGCAUGGCGGUACAGAAAACGAACGUUCGUUCAUUUACUAAGAAUAACGAAGAGAAAUGGGAAGUUCUGACUUUCUUUGUGAAGCACUACGCGUGCGACGGGGACUCGAUGAAGACGUUUCUUUCUUUCUUUUGUCGCAUCAUCCAAGAGCAAGAAGAGCAACGACAACGACUACAACAAAGAGAAUACUUACUUUCUAAGCGACGUUUGAGUGAGAUUCACCUGCCAACGAGUAAGCGUUUGGAAUACUUUAAACUCUCAAAGAGAGAAGAAAUGAAAGUUAAAGAGUACGGCGAGUUUAUCGCGUAUCCUGAACUCGUCGAACACGGGUGCGUAAAAGUAAAACCGUCUCGAGCGCUUCGCGGUAUUUUGGUCGGUGGUCUAAAAUUUAUCUUUUCGAAAACCACUAGGAUUCAAAUUAAAUUGAGCGAAACCUUCAUUCGCAACAUGAAAACGAGAACUGCGCAGUUGGCUCCAGUUGAAGAUUACGUCGUCGAGGAUGAUUACGUGAGCUCGAACGACAUCGCCACCGCGUUUUGUUGGAAGCUUCUUUCUUUAGUGAACGAGAGGAAGGAGAAGAAGAAGAAGAGCACGAAGAAGAAACCAUCUUACGCCAAUAUUGCAAUAAACUAUAGAAAUUACGGUGUUCUGCCGAGAAACUAUUUCGGCAACGCUUCGUUUGCGCAUAUUAUUGCUGUCGAUGAUGUGUACGCAUCUGUUGAAAAACGAGCGAGAGAAAUCAGGAGAUCCUUGCAGAAAUAUCGCGAAGGAGACUCGCGCGUGAUUGAUUCGCGAACAAGAGUCAGACUCGCGCUCGGAUCUUUGGAUAAUAUAUCGUUUCGCGAACAUUUAAUUUCAUUGCAUUCCAUGUUGAAUUCGCUCGAUUUAAGCGCGACGAAUUGGAUGACGUUCGAUUUUUACAAUUUGGAGUUAGGGCGCGGCGUGAAAGCGACACAAUUUGAUGGAUACGUAACGCCGCGCGUACCGAAUUCGUGCGCCAUCCUUCCUACUCGGGCCGGUGAUGGAUGUACGCUCAUGGUGGAAAUGAAAAAGAACAAAGUUAAAAAAGCAGUUGAGAUUGUUCGAAGGAUGUUUACACUCGACGAUGCUGAUAAUAGCUGA